Hydra vulgaris (swiftwater hydra) is the source of this 7890-nucleotide messenger RNA. RefSeq names its product centromere-associated protein E. The record is from RefSeq and is a predicted model, not a curated record. NCBI's taxonomy places the organism in Eukaryota, Metazoa, Cnidaria, Hydrozoa, Anthoathecata, Hydridae.
AAGAAAUAUUUUGACGAUCUACUGGUUUAUUUAUGAAAACAAAGAUGUUAAAAUGGGAUACAAGACUCACAGAUUUUACGAAAAACUGCGGAUUUAUUCUAAUCAUGUUUUCAAUACUAUUCAAAAAUCAUGUUUAAAAUAUCAUUUAUUGUUUGAAUAGCUAUUAUUGAUCGUUUAAAAUGGAUUGUUUUGAAAAAGACUUUAUCUACGUUAAAGAACUGUUUAACAAUCAUGCGGACGAAGUUAGCAAUUAUACGGACAAAGUUAACAAUCAUACCGACGACGUUAACAAUCAUACCGACGACGUUAACAAUCGUACUGACGACGUUAACAAUCGUACUGACGAAGUUAAAAAAUUAAGGAUUUUUUAUCAACUAAUUCAAUCAGGAAAAAAGUACAACGAAAUUUCAGAUGGCUUUCAAAAACUUUUGUCAUGGCUGGAAAAUGAGGAAGAAAACAGUUCUCGUGUUGAUGAAGAACGAAAAUUACUUCUUGUUACCUUAAAACUAGCAAUGACAAAUAAUAUUAAUACAGAUUUUAGAUUAAGGAAUAGUCACGGAGAGACCUCUUUCGCAAAUAUGUUAUCGGUUGGAUUUGCCAUUUCUACGUUUGCCGAUGAAUUAAUAAAGAAAUCAGAAAAGAUUAAUGAGUUGCUUUUGUUUUUAAAAAAUUUAAUAAAUGAAAACUUUAUAAGCAAAGAAAAAAAGGAUGAAGCAUUUCUAAAAAUUAAAAACUUUAUCCAUGACAACCUUACUAAAAAUCAAAUUGCUCAGAACCUGUAUGGUUAUUUCCUUCAGAUUGCAAAUAGCUCUUUGAGUGAAGAAGUUCUUUAUAAACGCUUAGACGAAGGAUGGGAAAAGAAUCAAAAAGAAUUAACAAAAAGGUUUAAAAAAAUGAAAAUAUUUGACAAAGAGUCAACAAAAAAAUUAGAACAAAUUGAAGAUCAGAUUGCAAAAAGUGAAGUUGACAACAUAAAGUUUCGUCAUGUUAUAAACAGUGCGUCGGAUAAAAUUUCUUUACUGAUAAAACAAUUGAAAAAAAAAUCUUCCGAUUUAGAAUUUACUCAUAGACAAAUGCACAUUGUAGACAGUACAACAGUUGACAUGCUUAGUUGGAAAAACUACACUGAACUCAAUUUGCGUGACGAAGAGAUUGCACUGCAAAAAAAAGAAAAAAUGUUUUUAGAAAUGUUGAAAAGUUUUAAUUAUGAGCUUGAAAGUAAUUUGAAUGAUCAAAAGAAUAUUUUAUGCAAAAAUCAGCAUUUUUUUAAAGCAAUUAAAGAAAUUAACAUGUGUUAUUCUGAGUUUAAACUUAACGAAAAGCGUAUUCUUGAAUCAUACAAUAUAACAACUGGAUCAGACACAAAACAUGGCUCUCGCUGCUGUCCAAUAAAUGACAAAAAUACUGAAAUGUAUGAAAAUACUAUAAAAGGUACAAACGCAUCUGAUGAUAAAAACUUUGCCUCAGAAAGUCUUAAAGAUAAAAUUGAAAGUCUUGAAGAUGAAAACAAACUUUUAAUAAUUGAAAUAGAAGAUUUGAAAGAAGAGAAUGCUAAGCUCAUAAAAAAAAUGCAUGAAAUUCAAACACUUAAAGAGAGUUGCCAAUCAACCCAACAGCCUACAUCAAAUGAAAAUGAAUUAAGUGUCAAAAAUAAUCCAAAAGAAGAAAUGUUGUCAAAACAGAUAACCGACUUAAAACACAUAACCGAGAUGCAGUUUGAAAACAGUAAACUUAAAAACAUUUUAAAUGAACAAAAGAAAAAAUGUUUAAUGCUGAAUAAAAAAACAAAACUGGUUCGCAAUAAAAAUAUAGAAUUAUUUCAAGAAAAUAACUUGUUGCAAAAGAUGAUGGUCGUACUUAGAGAUAAAUUAUCUCAACUAAUGGAAAACAACGCGUGCUUUGAGUUAAAUUAUUCUAAUGAAACUAAGCUCAAAAAGAAGGAAAAAAAAGUUAGCCGUAAAACAAACAAGAAAAAGAAGUUACAUAAAGUGUUCAAUAUUGAUGAUUCAAUAUUUAAAAAAAACUACAACUUGUUUGAAGAAGACCUUUUAAAACCAAUUCAGUUUGAAGACGACUUUUUAAAAAUGAUGAAGUUUCAGAAAGAUGAAUACGACUUUGAGAAAGACGGACUUGGACUUGGAAACGACUUAUUGCUUUUAAAACGAAAGCUUUUGAUACAAUCAGAGAAAGAAUAUAAAACGUUGGUUGGCAUUUAUAAAAAACUCUGCUUAAGCAAACUAACUCCAAAUGUACGUUAUAAAUUAAAAUUUAAUUGCAACGAAGAUGAAUAUAAACCUACAUUGUCAAUCAAAAAUAUUAUUUUUACUGAUUCGGAAAUAAACCUGAUUAAAAUAAAAGAACAAAAUUUAAAUCAAACGAAUUUUGCAGAACAAACCAGUGGGUUUUUUGAUGAAAAUGUAAUCAAUGAGCUUAUUAUGAAGCUUUAUCAAAGUUAUAAACAAUUAAAGUAUUUAAAAACAAGAUUUGAGUUAAUGAAAAUCAACCAUUUUGAUGAAACUCAAAAAUACAACAACUUGUUGUCAAACUUAGCAGUUUUAGGAAAUUUUCUAAAAGAAUUACAUUUGGAACAGUGCAAUGAUGCUGAAUCAUACUUAUUAAAGCUCAAAAAAGGUAAAGUUUCUUCUUCAGUGCUUCUUGAUGGAAAAAAUUUGGCGCUUUUUAAAAGGUUUUUCUAUUCAAUAUCCAACCCUCAACCAAAAAAGGAAUUUUCAAAAGAAAGUGAAUGUGAAAGUGAGUCAGAUAUAUUCAAAAAUGAAAGAAGUGAUACAACUAAAGAAAAAGCUAAUUUAUUAAAAGACCCGCAUGUAAAGAUAUACAAGAAGGUUAAAUCAGAAAAAGCACUAGAAUUAAAAGAUGAGAUUGUUGACCAAUCUAAUGAUAAUUUAAGUCAAAAAAAUCAAUCAAGAGAAAAAAAACUACAAGAACUACAAUUAAUUUUUGAGCAACUGAGAAGUGAUCAAUUUGACUUGUUAAAACAAAAUGAAUGCUUGCUGAUUGAAGUACAGCAAAAAAAUAAAGAUUUGCAAAAAGAAAAAAAAACAAAUAGUGAUUUAAAAAAAAAAGUUGAGUUCAUAAAAGAAAUCAUUUUAAAAGGAAAAAAAAUGCAUACCGACAAAAAAAAAAUUAUUCGAGAACGUGACGAAAUUUUUAAUCGAGUUCAAACUCAAGCAAAAUCUCUUAUUUCGUUGAAAAAUAACGCAGCUGAUCUAAAAAUACUCGCUGAAGAAAAAAACGCAUGUUUUACCGAUGCACAAAACGUUCAAAUAAAAGAAGUUGACGGACUCAAAAACCGAUGUUUUACCGAUGCACAAAACGUUCAAAUAAAAGAAGUUGACGGACUCAAAAACUUAGUCUACUACAGUCCAAAAAAAAACAAUUGUAUAAAUAAACAAAAAAACAAUCAGGGUUCAAAAGAGGCGUUAAGAGAUAAGAAAGGGUGUAAAGAUAACAUCAAUAAACCUUCAAUCAACCAAACUGUGUUAUCGAAAGGACAUUUAAAUUGUGUUAAUCGAGCUAUAAGUUUAGUUAAGAGUUACAGAAAUUUAAAAAAGUACAAUAAAAAACUCAAUAAAAGGCUUCGGAAAACUAAAAAGGAACUUGCUGUAACGGAAAAUCAAUUGCUUGAAGUGCAAAUAGAGCUAGAUGCCCACAAGUUAGUUAACGAAAAUCUUCUAACAAAAUACAAAACAGACAAAUCAAACUUUCAAAUUCAAUCAUCUUUAAAUGUUUUUGGUUUGACAUCUGCCAAAUACACACAAACAGAAAACUAUCUGUCAGUUAAUACAACUCAACCCCGCGAGUAUGAAGAACUCAAAAAUACAUUGGAAAAGUUUUAUAAAACGGAAUUCAUGAUUAUAGAAGAUUUAUCAAAAGAAAAGAAUGAAACCGAACACCUAAAAGAUAAGAUGUUGAGGGAUAAUAACGAUUUAUAUCUAACAUAUAAUGUUUCAAACAAUUUAACAGUUGAAAAUAAAAAAACAAAUCUUCUUUUGGAAAAUAAGUAUUCAAAUAAAGAUGCAUCAGACCUAGAAUCUAAAUAUUUAGAAGUUACAAAAAAAAAUAAAGAGUACGAGUCCACUAUUGAAAUGCUUGAGCGUCAAAUAUUGCAGAUUAGUCGGUCAUUAGACAGAUCAUUAGAGGGAUUGUCUGGCUCAUCGGAAAAACAAGACACGUUAAAAGACUUAAAAGACCUUCUAUCAAAUAGUUUUGACAAUAUUGUAAAUCGCAAAGGCAUUAAUGAAAAGUUUGAAAAUGAGGAAGGUGUUGGUUACGUGAGCAAUCAUAACAAAACGUGGUCUAUUACAGACGGUUUUGAUCUUUCGGAAGAUAAAAAUGACCAUAAGGAAAAAUUUGGUUCAUUUAAUGAGGUCAGCAAAAGCUGUACAAAAGAAAAAAAGGAAUCAGAAAAAAAAAGUGAAUUUGAAGUGUUCAACAAGAACCACUAUAGUUCUACAACCGAUUCAACUUUUAAAGAAAAUAAACUUGAUGCUGAAAGAGAUGUUUUACAUGUAGACAAGAUAACUAAAAAGAAUACAACUAAUAAAAACAUAACACUCAAAAUACCUGAUGUUGUUGUUAACAAAUUUGAACAUUCCUCUUGUAAUUCUAAUUUGAAAACAUUAGAAAUACAAGAGAAAAAUUUUAUCAGUAAUCUAGAAAUUCAAUUAGAAAAUUCUUUGAAAGAGAUUGAUAGAUUAAAAACUAUUUCUGAUAUAAAAAAAUUUUUUUUUCUGUAUAUUCAAAAAGAAUUUGAUAAGAUUGUUUUACUAGUAGAACAAAAAAAUGUCGAAUUAGAAAAACUUUAUGCAAGCUUUAUUGCUAGAAAAACUGCUAAAGAUGGUUUUUAUGGAAAAAGUAAAGACACGGCAUCACAUUUUCCGAAUGAAACAGAAAAAGGUUUAAAAAACUUUUUUUAUGACCAGUUUUCAGAGAAUGAAGUACUCAAGCUACAGAGCAAAGAAGAUCUACAGAGCAAAGAAGAUUUACUAAAUAGUGAUGAAGUUCAAAAGGAGCUAGAUAUACAAAGCAACGCAAUUUUUACUCUAAAAAUCAAAUUACACCAUUUUUUAAAUUAUCAUCAAGCAAUAUGUCAAAGUUUAUUACUCAGCCUAAAGCCUACAAUUUGUUCAAUGAAUCAAAUUAAUGGUUAUUGUAUCAAACACUAUCCUGACGAUAGACAUACAAGCCAGCAGAUAAACAAGGUAGAUGCAAUAGCAAAUAAAAGGAAGAUAACAAGUGAUGGUAAACUAGGUUUAAGCGAUAUUUCUGAUGUUGAAAGUGAAAAUAGCGAAGAAAGCUCGAGUGAUUAUGUACGAAAACUUAAAAUAAAACUAAAGUUAUGCCGCGAAAAGAUCAACGAACGAAAUAAAGUCAUACGUAGUCAAAACGAUGAAAUCGAUCUUUUGCUUGAUGACUUAGCAGUCAAAAAUGAGCUUAUUGAAGAGCUAAGAAAAGAACUUAUAAGCUCGGAGACAUAUUUGCAGAAAGGAAUUCUAGAAAUGGAAACACCUAGUUUUUCAACGGAAACAUCUGCGCAAAUUGCAAUUAAAAAAACAAACAAUAAUUGCACGAUAGAAGGUAAAGAACUCUCAAUUUUAAAGUUACGGGAUUGUUAUCACGAAACAAACGUUUUAGAAGAAAAAAAAGAGAAAGAAGAAAAAACAACAACCUCGGAAACAACAGAAAAUUACAAAAAGAAGGAUUUUGGUAAAGAACAGUUUGAAGUACAUGAAAACACACUCCCCAGUAUUUUAGAAUUUAGUAUUCACGAUGAAUUUAGUCCAAGAAAAUGUUCAAUCCAACAAAAAGUUCAUCAUAAAGAUAUUGACUAUCUAAGAAGAUACUCUUUGGCUAUGAAACAGAGUAAUUUUGUCAAUACAAACGACGACAAAGAUGAUUGUUAUGAAAUUUGUAAAUCAGAAACAUGUCUUUUUGAAAGAAUGCUUUUACAAAAGGAAAUUGACCGACUAGAAAUUAAAAUCAUCAAAUUUCAGCAAAGUUUUGACAAUCAAACAGGUAUUGACAAUGAAAAGUGUAAAAAUCAAAUAAUUGACAAAGAAAGCAACACAAUUGAUUGUAAAACUGAAAACAUUAUGAACGGAGCCGCAUUUCAAAUAGAAAAAGACUGGGAUAUAAUUGAGCAGCAGUCGGUUCAGCUUGACAACCUUCAUCAACAGUAUAUCGAACAACGGGAUUUAAAUUUAUCUGGGCAACUAAGUCUUCGUAUUGCUGAAACAACUAUCACAAAACUAAAAGAAGAAGUUAAAAAACUUGAGUCUUUUAAUGAAAAUUUAAAAGAGACAUUCCGUGUUAAAGAAAAAAACCUAGAGACUUUACUAAAAGAAAAGGAAACAGGUAUAGAAACUUUGCAUUUGAUGGUUGUUGAGUUAGAAAAUAGCCUCGCCUGUUCUCAAGUACGAAUCGAGCGUAUUUUAAACGAAUCGAUAGAGCUGAAAAAAACUGAUCAAGAAAAUAAACUUAUUUUAAAAAAACAAAAUGAGUGUAUUGAUAGUUUGAAUCAAGAAAUUAGAAUGUUGCAACAUAAACUAGAAAUAAAAGAAUGCUCGUACGAAAAAAGUAAUAUAGAUAUCAAAGCAAAUGUUUGCAAUGUUCAGUAUUUACGAACUUUUUUAAAUAGCUUAUCUCAAGAUUAUAAAGUUUUAAAAAAAGAAUAUACCAGUUCAAUGGAACUAUUAAAACAUGCUCUAGCAGGAAUAAAUGAUACUUUGAAACUUCUUUUAAGUUAUUUGCCGAACGGUGAUAUAGACAUUGAACAUUUCGAUAUGCUAGUUUUUGAAUUAAAAUCAGUUCUUAAGCAGUGUCCAUUUAUUUUGAAGGAAAGUACCAUUUUUUUUCUGCAACCAUCAAUGAAUAGUUACGAAAACAAAAAAUCAUUCAGACAAAUACGACGUGAAAAUAAUGAUUUAGUUAUAGCGAACAAAGAUCUCAAAAAAAAACUGGAGCUAAGCGAACAACAACUUCAAGUUCAAGAAGAGGUUCACCGUUUACAGGUGGAUACAAUUAUAGAUAGUCUUGCUAAACGUUGCAAUGUUAUUCCACCUAUCAUUAAAAAACCUUUAGUACCUAGUAUACAUUUAACUAACGUUGCUAAGCAACAAAACUCGCAACAGUUUUUACAAUACUGCUUAAACCAAAUAGAAGAACAGAAAACUCAAUGAGAAAAAAUGUGUUUGUUCUUCACUUUCUAUCUUGUUAUUUUUGUAAAAACAGAUUGCUGCAAUCUUUUUGUUAGCACUUUCAUUAGGGACGUAAAUUUUAUAAAUUUAUGGAUAUAGAUUACAAAUAUAUAUAUAUAUAUAUAUAUAUAUAUAUAUAUAUAUAUAUAUAUAUAUAUAUAUAUAUAUAUAUAUAUAUAUAUAUAUAUAUAUAUAUAUAUAUAUAUAUAUAUAUAUAUAUAUAUAUAUAUGAAUAAAUACUUUAUUCUUAAGCAUGUUUGCUGAUGCAUGAAAAAUAAUUUGCUCACUUUUAGUUUGUAAACUCUAGUUUUAUUUUUGACGGUUAAUAAACACCCGGAUUGGUUGCUGUUACCUUACAAUUAAAAUCUUUUUUCGGUGAAUUUUGUUUCAUUUGGAAGUGAAAACAAAUGCGAUACCUUUGCUGAUUUUUUUUUACUUUUGAAUUUAGCUUUUGCCAGCUUGCGAUUUUUUGCCUCUAACCAAAGAAAACGUUUUAUUUAUUUUGUACCCCUCCCAUGUUGAAUUUGCGAUAACAUUUGGCGAUAAUUUUGAUUUCGAGUUUUUAUAUUUUUGAUACCAUACGAUAUGUUCCUAUUAAAGUGAAGCCUAUGUAAGUAUUGUUAUAUGAGUAUAACUUAUCAAAGAUAGACAGCUAAGGGAGCUGCCGCUAUUA